Messenger RNA from Xiphophorus couchianus (Monterrey platyfish), 1723 nucleotides. RefSeq lists its product as uncharacterized. NCBI's taxonomy places the organism in Eukaryota, Metazoa, Chordata, Actinopteri, Cyprinodontiformes, Poeciliidae. The transcript is spliced from 2 exons. Gene Ontology annotation, biological process: DNA replication, removal of RNA primer. The record is from RefSeq and is a predicted model, not a curated record. Gene Ontology annotation, molecular function: nucleic acid binding; RNA-DNA hybrid ribonuclease activity. Bases 105 to 1643 code for a protein of 512 amino acids.
AAGUAGAAGAUUGGGCGCUAGAAUGGGGAUUUCGAAUUUCAAGUUCAAAAUCUAAAUUUGUUAACUUUACUAAUAGGAAGGUAGGCACUAAUAUAAAAUUAAAAAUGUAUGAUAAAAAAGUAGAAAGGGUAGAUAAAUUCAAAUAUUUAGGUUUAUGGUUUGAUAAAAAGCUUACAUGGAAAAUACAUAUUAGUAAAAUAAUAGAGAGAAGUAAAAAAAUAUUAAAUAUCAUGAGGUGUUUAAGAGGUAAAGAAUGGGGAGCAGGUAGGAAAACUUUGAAAAUAUUAUAUAUUGGACUUAUUAGAUCGAAAAUAGAUUAUGGAUGUGUGGUAUAUAAUUCUGCCUCAAGUAACCUAUUAAAAGAAAUAGAUAAAAUACAGUAUCAAGCGUUAAGAAUUUGCUGUGGGGCAAUGAAGACAACACCAGUGUCAGCACUACAGGUAGAAAUGGGGGAAAUGCCAUUGGAGCUAAGAAGGAAACAAUUAGGAGUAGGGUUUUGGGCAAACGUAAAAGGGCAUAAAAAAAGUUAUCCUAUAAAUAAUAUAUUACAACCAUGCCAAGAAAGUGUUAAGAAUGUAAAUGUAAAUAGUUUUGGAUGGAUAAUAAAUAAAGAAAUAAAGGAAAUAGGAUUAAAUCAAUGUUUAAUUAGCCCGGUGGUGGAUUUUUCAUGUAAUCCGCCUUGGAUACAAAAAGAGAUGAAAGUUGAUUUAACAUUGUUGGAAGAAGGAAGACAAACAGUAGAAGGAGAGGUGGAAAGAUACAUAAGAAGGGUAUAUGGAGAAUACUUACAAAUAUACACAGAUGCAUCAAAAAUGGUAAAUGAUAGAGUAGGGAUAGCAUUUAUAAUUCCAGAUUUAAACAUCAUGGAAAAUAAAAGAUUAACGGAUAGUUUGAAUGUAUACACAGGAGAGUUACUGGCUAUUUCAAUGGCGUUAAAAUGGAGUGAAGAAUUAAGUGAAAAGAAAGUGUUAAUUUGUUCUGAUUCGAGUAGUGCAUUAAUAAGUAUUAUGGAACAAGAGUCGGAAGCAAGACAAGGCAUUCUAAUAGAUAUAAAUAAAUCAAUACAUAAAAUGGGAAUAAAUGGAUCUACUGUUAAAUUUAUUUGGAUUCCGGCUCAUACCGGAAUAGUUGGAAAUGAAUUAGCAGAUACAUUUGCAAAGAGUGCGAGUAAGAGAAGUGAAAUUGAAUUGGAAGUUAAGUAUAGUAAAAAUGAGAUAAAGAGUAUAAGUAAAAUAUAUUACAAGAAGAAGUGGCAGGAACAAUGGGAGGGUGAAAAGAAGGCAAGGUUUUAUUAUAGUAUUCAAAAAAAAGUGGGGGAGUGUAGAAAGAAAAAUAGGAAUAAACAAGAGGAAGAUAUUAUAUCUAGGUUAAGAUUUGGACAUGUAGGGUUAAAUAGUACUUUGAAAAUAAUAAAUAAACAUAGUACGGGGUUAUGUAAUUUUUGUGGAAAGUUGGAAACAGUUAUACAUAUUUUUAUGGAAUGUAAUAAAUAUAAUCUAGAAAGAGAGGAAUUAGUAGAAGAGUUAAAUAGGAAUAAAGUUAAAUUAAAUAUUAGAGAUCUGCUACAAAAAUCAUCUGGAGAUGUGGUUUUUAAUUCCGUGUUUAGGUUUCUUAGAAAAACAGGUCUAAUAGGGAGAUUAUAGGGAUUAGACAUCUGGUUCAUACUCCAGUCCAGAAGGUGGCGGUAAUGCACCUGAAAGUUGUUUGCCAACCUCCAUAAAAC